AUGGCUUUGCAGGGUGGCGGAUUGGCCAUUUACAACAGGGAAACCGGCCAAUUGAGUUACAAGGGUAACAAUAUUGAGCAUGAGUCUGCCAUAGACCGGUAUAGCGAUAUCGCAUUCUCCUGCAAUUUCUUAUUUGACAGCAAAGGAAGAUUUUGGUUUAGUGGCUGGGGCACCGGCUUUCCGUACGUGUAUUGUUAUGAUGUGCGCAGUCAGCAACCUGUUUUUGAAAAAUACGAGUUCAUCUCCAUUUUCAAAUCAUACAAUGAAGUAAACGGCUUUUUUGAGCAGAAAGACAGCACUAUCUGGAUAAUGGGCUUGAAAGUAUUUGGCCGUUAUCUUGAAGCAGAAAAGAAGUUUGAAUUGGUAUUGCCGGGGUACCAGAACGAAAGAAGCAUUGAUUACCGGCAAAUCACGGCACUAUGCGAAGACAAGGAAAGUAAUAUUUGGGUAGGCACCGGCAAUAACGGGUUGUUCCGUUUUAAUCCUUCACAGGAAUAUUUUACCAAUAUACGGCAUACCAGCAGAACCACGGGCACAUUGGGCGACGGCAACCCGCUUUCUUAUCUGCAGGAAAAGGAUGGCAGCCUGCUGGUGGGCACCUGGGGUGACGGAAUCUACCGCUACGAUAAAAACUUCAAUAAUAUUCCGCUGGGUAUUAAAGGCAUCCCGGAUAGAAACUUUGUGUCGGUAUGGGAUAUAUUUCCUUCCAGCGAUGGUAAUAUUGCCUGGUUCUCCUGCCAGCCAGGUAUCUAUAAAUAUAGCCGGCAACAGCGUACAGCUGUAUUCAUCAAUCCCCCGGCACUCACCAACCGCACCGUGCGGCAGAUUGCGGAAGAUAGAAAAGGAAACCUGUGGCUGGGCAUGCAGAAGAUAGGGCUGUUUAAAUGGGAUGCACUAAAGGGGAAAAACAAAUUUGAUGAGGGCAUAUCGAAGUUUGAUGCCAUCUCCAAUGUAACUAUCAACAAUAUCACCAUUGAUUCAAAAGGGUAUGUAUGGGUAGCUACUUCAAUAGACGGGCUGUAUGUGAUAGAUCCAGAAAAUGAUACUAUUUUGAUGCAUUUUCACGACAAAGCAAAAAAGGAACAACGUCUGAUAGAGGAAGGGGUAGCUGCAGUGCUGGAAUACAACGACAGCCUGAUGGUGAUUACUACGCCUACCCGUGUACUUAUUUAUAACCGUAACAACAAACGUACCCGGAUACUGGGUAGUGGAGAAACCAUGUCUGGUUUUAUUGCCAGCCUGCAGCGGGACAGCAUCGGCAACCUGUGGAUUAGUACCACAGCAGCCCUGUACCGCGCCAAUAUUAAAACCAGGGUAUUUGUGCGCUUCAACCGCGAUGAUGGUAUCACCAAUGACUUUUUCGUACUGUCCUCUUCGUAUAAACUGCCCGACGGAAGAGUUCAGGGUUAUGAACAGGUCUUUGCCGGUAGAUUCGCUGCUGCAAUUGCGGCAGCGGGUGUUACCGGCCAGGCUGCGCAGAUUGGCAGCGGUGGUUAUAUACUGCUGAAAACCUUCCCCGAUACCGUUAAAUACGCCAACGGCUAUAAAAGCCUUCCCAAAGACACGCUUUCUAACCUGGGCAGUUUUACACUGGCUUUCUGGAUGAAAGGCGUAGGCCCGGUAAAAGAUGGCGCGCAGGGCUUGUUCUCCAUCUCCAAUAAAAAUGAGUUUUGGGGCAAUCUUGAUUUAUUCCUGGAAAAUAAUGACAAUGGAUCUGAAGGCUUCCUGAAAAUUCAUAUGUUCAACUCCGCCGUGGCUUCCGGCAACGGAGAGCAGUGGAAUGAAUUGAAAAUACCCAAUAUGCUCAACAAAUGGACGCAUGUAGCAGUAAGGUAUGAUGCCGCCACUUCGCAACUGAGCUUAUUGAUUGAUGGUGCGGCUACUGCCAUCAACAACAGGGUACUGGCAGGCGGCAAUUAUGGAAAAAUCAAGUUCAAAGAUUUCAACGGCAUGGUGCUGGGUACCUACCAGUUCCAGACCUCACCAACGCUUACCAACCACGGACCAGAAAGCUGGGCCAAAUCUUUCAAUGGAGCACUUGACCAGUUCAGGCUCUAUAACAGGCCGCUCAGCAAUGCAGAAAUUGCCGACCUGUUUACUACAAAAAAAUAA
Ostertagia ostertagi is the source of this 2112-nucleotide messenger RNA. NCBI's taxonomy places the organism in Eukaryota, Metazoa, Nematoda, Chromadorea, Rhabditida, Trichostrongylidae. The record is from the annotation of a GenBank genome assembly.